Messenger RNA from Cryptomeria japonica (Japanese cedar), 441 nucleotides. RefSeq lists its product as uncharacterized. The transcript has a single exon. The record is from RefSeq and is a predicted model, not a curated record. NCBI's taxonomy places the organism in Eukaryota, Viridiplantae, Streptophyta, Pinopsida, Cupressales, Cupressaceae. The coding region runs from base 1 to 441 and encodes 146 amino acids.
AUGGAUGCAUGUCACAUGUUGUUAGGAAAGCCAUGGCAGUUUGAUAGGAGUGGUGUACAUCAUGGUCAUUCUAAUACCUACACCCUAACAAAGGAUGAAGUUCUCCAUAAGUUGAAGCCACUAAGGGAGGUGGAAGAAAAGGUAUGUAGUAAUUCCAGAAUAUUUUUUGUGGAUGGAAGGAAAUUUUUGGAAGGCAUGAAACAUGAACCUGUGUGUUUUUCUUUAAUUCAUAGAGUGGAUAAAGAAGAUAGUGUAGAGGUGCCAGUAGAAGUUUCUGGUUUGUUGGAUGAGUUUCAGGACAUCAUGUUUGAUAAUGUACUUAAGGGUUUACCACUUGUGAGUAAGAUUAGUCAUCAGAUUGACUUGAUCCUUGGAGCCAAUUUGUCAAACAAGGCAGCCCAUAGAAUGACUUUACCAGAAAAUGAAGAGUUGGACCAAUAG